Penicillium oxalicum is the source of this 786-nucleotide messenger RNA. RefSeq lists its product as uncharacterized. The record is from RefSeq and is a predicted model, not a curated record. The transcript has a single exon. Lineage: Eukaryota; Fungi; Ascomycota; Eurotiomycetes; Eurotiales; Aspergillaceae. The coding region runs from base 1 to 786 and encodes 261 amino acids.
AUGCCCGGUAAAAGAGUCACUGUCCGGCAAGCGACAAGAUCAACCAUUCCUCGCCUGCUCGUCGGAGAUCACCAUACGGCCUCCACCGCUCUUCACCCGCUGAAAUACCAAGCCAUUCUUCGGCCAUGGCCGGCGUUUCGUAUGGAUGUGCAAGCAAUGGACGCGGCCAUGCGAUGGAGCAAUCGUACUGUUCACUAUACUGAGAGUUCACGACAUUUGGACGAGGAAAUCGUGCAUGUUGGGGACGAACACGGGGUACAAGGCCGCUUUCAACAGUCAGUGGGCUCCGUCAUAGGGCAUGUCUGCGCAGCACAAGGGAUCGAUAUACAUUUCGCAGAUUUCAAGUGCAUUGGGAGUCCCUAUACGAGUAUUCCAGACGUCAUUUUGAAAAGCACACACAAUGAGCUCAAAGCCGUUGGCGAGAUUAAAGUACCCUGGAUCAAGGAGCACUCCCUCAUUUUACGAUCCGAUGAUGAAGAGGAGCUUCGGGAGAUCUUGGCUCAACCCAUCAGAUACAUGCAAGACCUCAAUUGCAUGUAUGGUUUCCUGAGUACCUACGAUGAGACUAUCUUUCUACGGCAAAGAGAUGUUCAUGGUACUUGGAGGGUGGAAUAUUCUGAGGUUGUAAAAAGGUAUGACAGCCCAGAAAUUUCCUUGGCAACGCAUAAUUUCCAAGCGGUCUCAGUCAGGCAAUGUUUCCUUUAUUUCGCCACCAUUGCGAGUCAGCAAGGGCCGGUCUUCAAUAGCACACCCAAAGUACAAUGGGUAAAGCGUGUCACUAUAUGA